Molecule: messenger RNA, 225 nt
Organism: Ilex paraguariensis (yerba mate)
Lineage: Eukaryota; Viridiplantae; Streptophyta; Magnoliopsida; Aquifoliales; Aquifoliaceae
Source: the annotation of a GenBank genome assembly
AUGGCUGCUGAAGGUGAGGUUAUUAAAAUGGAGGAAGAGCCACUAAGCCCUGGGGCUCGUUUAUUUCAUACACCACGCCUCAACUAUUGCAUCAUCGCGAUUUUGGGUUCCAAGACCAUGAUCGGUGUUAAAGUUUUCAAGAUAGGGUUAGAGCAAUCUCUAAUAAAACAUCCUCGCUUCUGUAAUGUGCUGGAUUUCUUUAGGUUACCGGACCAUGCAAGCUAG